Molecule: messenger RNA, 1995 nt
Organism: Priceomyces carsonii
Lineage: Eukaryota; Fungi; Ascomycota; Pichiomycetes; Serinales; Debaryomycetaceae
Product: GTPase
Exons: 1
Coding region: 1-1995 (664 amino acids)
Biological process (GO): positive regulation of translation
Cellular component (GO): mitochondrion
Molecular function (GO): GTPase activity; mitochondrial ribosome binding; GTP binding
Source: RefSeq, a predicted model, not a curated record
AUGAUAAUAGCGUUCGCCAGUCGAGCAAGAGCCUCGAAAUUCCUCAAUGGGUUUUGUAGGGCUUCUUCUAAUGCUGUUAGACAGCAGCAGGUGAAAAAAAAUACAACUAUUCAAGACAAAAAGCUAUCGUUAGAUAAAGAUAACUAUAUUAAGUCGAUCCAAGAAAGGAUAUCAAAGAUUCCAAUAGAAAAUUACAGAAACUUUAGUAUUGUUGCUCAUAUUGACCAUGGAAAGUCUACAUUGUCAGAUAGACUAUUGGAAAUGACGGGUGUAAUACAACCAGGUGAUUCGAAUAAGCAGGUAUUAGAUAAGUUGGAUGUAGAAAGAGAACGUGGAAUUACGGUCAAGGCUCAGACUUGUACCAUGUUUUAUAAGAAUCCAAUAACUAACCAAGAUUACUUGCUACAUUUGGUUGAUACUCCAGGUCACGUCGACUUCAGAGCAGAAGUAUCUAGGUCUUAUGCUUCUUGUGGAGGUGCUCUCUUACUAGUCGAUGCUUCGCAGGGUGUUCAAGCUCAAACCGUAGCUAACUUUUACUUAGCUUACAGUAUGGGUCUAAAAUUGAUACCAGUAAUAAAUAAGAUUGAUCUUGAUAAUGCUGACAUUCCAAGGGCGAUGGACCAAGUUGAAAAUACAUUCGAGCUUCCUAGAGAAGACUGCAUUCCUGUAAGUGCUAAAACAGGAUUAAACAUAGAUAAGAUUAUCCCUAGUAUAAUUGAAAAAGUUCCUUGUCCAGCAGGUGACAUAGACAGACCUUUGAAGGCAUUAUUAGUCGAUUCGUGGCAUGAUCCAUACGUGGGAGUUGUUAUGUUGAUCCAUGUCGUUGAUGGUAGCUUAAAAAAAGGAAUGAAAUUGAUUUCAGCUCACUCAGAAAAGAGGUAUGAUGCAAAAGAAGUUGGGAUCAUGUAUCCCGAUAAAACUCCAUUGCAGGCAAUAACCGCAGGCCAGGUGGGUUAUAUAAUUCCUGGAAUGAAGGAUCCUAGCGAAGCAAUGAUUGGUGACACAUUUUUCCAAUAUGGUGAGCAUCAGGGCCUAACGCCGCUCCCUGGCUUUGAAGAGCCUAAGCCAAUGGUAUUCGUUGGCGCUUUUCCAGCUGAUGGAGCAGAGUUUAAGGUAAUGGAUGAUCACAUACAAAAUUUGGUGUUGAAUGAUAGAUCGGUAACUUUGGAAAAGGAAACCUCUAAUGCAUUAGGACUUGGUUGGAGACUAGGAUUUUUGGGAUCUUUACAUGCUUCAGUAUUCCAAGAGAGGCUCGAAAAGGAAUAUGGAGCUAAGAUUAUUUUGACUGCACCCACUGUCCCUUAUAAGAUGGUUUUCAAUGAUGAAACAGAAAAGGUGAUUACAAAUCCCAAUGAAUUUCCAGGAGCUGACUUCAGGAAUCAGAAUAUUACCAUGUUGAUGGAACCGUAUGUAAAAGCAAUUAUUACAACCCCAAAUGAGUAUGUUGGCGUGGUAAUGUCACUAUGUGAAAACAACAGGGGUAUUCAGAAAGAACUAGAAUAUCUCACAACUGGUCAAGUCCUUUUGAUUUAUGAUAUACCGUUAGCUCAAUUAGUAGAAGACUUUUUCGGAAAGCUCAAAGGAUGCACGAAAGGUUACGCUUCACUAGAUUAUGAAGAUUCUGGAUACAGAAAGUCUGAUAUAGUAAAGUUGGAGCUUUGUGUAAAUGGUGAGCCACAGGAUGCUCUUACGCAGAUUUCUCAUCGAUCUCAGACUCUUUCUAGAGGAAAGGAGAAUGUUGCAAGAUUUAAGGAGUACCUUAGAUUUCAGCUUUUUGAGGUUGCAAUACAGGCUAAAGUUGGUAACAAAGUUGUGGCAAGAGAAACUAUUAAAGCGAAGAGAAAGGACGUGACGCAGAAAUUACAUGCUGCGGAUAUAUCCAGAAGAAAGAAGCUUUUAGAGAGACAAAAGGAAGGUAAAAAACAAAUGAAGUCAACAGGAAAAGUUCACAUCGAUCAUUCGGCGUUCCAAUCAUUUUUGAGACGUUCAUUUUAG